Messenger RNA from Megalopta genalis, 3886 nucleotides. Lineage: Eukaryota; Metazoa; Arthropoda; Insecta; Hymenoptera; Halictidae. The record is from RefSeq and is a predicted model, not a curated record.
CGGCUCGGCGCUGCUCGCUGCGCCUCGGUCAAUCCGCGACUAAUAUGGCGCUACGCGCUCGACCCGGCACCGUACGUAGCGUGCUUGUCAAUCGACGGCCGAUCGUGCACACCGCGAUUUCGCACUGGCGCAAACGGUGAAACGCGCGCGAAUUUCCAUCGGCGAGCAGCCGACCAGCCGUUUCCACCGACGGGAAAUACCAUCCGGCGGAGAGGCCGUUCCACCGGGAACUCGAAGAGGACUCGAUUGUUUUCGAAGCGUCGGCUUCGCUCGGCGCGGCGGUGAGAGAGAGAGAGAGAGAGAAACCGACCGCCGAGAGAGAGAGAGAGAGAGAGAGAAAGGAGAGAGGAGACGGUGCGAGGAGGCGAGCCGACAGGGACGGAAGAGCCCGAACCCCCGAGAGUUAGGGGAUGAUGGUAUGUAACCGCGUGCACCGCUCGGCCGACCCGUUCAAGAGAUCGUAGAGAGGACGCCGGGUGGUAAGUGCUGAUUGCGUUGCGGUACCACGGACUCCGAUAAGCGCGUGCGGCCAGUAAUAAGUGAAAUGAUAGCGUCGUUAGCUGCGGCCUGGCACGCGAGGACGGAUGGUAGAUGCUGCGGCAAGGUGGCCGGUCCGCCGCCAGUUCUGAGGCAACGAUGCUAGAGAAGCGGCCGACACUGGGACCAGACAGGAUCGAGAGGAGCAGACGUAGCCGAACAAGCGACUAGGACCGAAGUGACGUAGAUAUAUCGCGUGCGAGAAGAUCGUCGACCACACGUUCGAACCGAGCGAGAUCGUUAGAGACAUUGUCGCCUUGCUCGCGCGAGGCGGCCGACCUCGAGCUCGUUGUUGCCGAUCCAGCGUCGACGAUCCAGUAUCGAGGAUCCAGCGACGGUCCUCUGUUUCUCGGGAGCACCAUGGCCCGUCACGCGCUCGUCGACGCAGUCCGCGAUUAGCCAUCGGGAGACAAAGUCGUGUCAGAGAAUCCGCGACUAGACUCGUUUAGUCGGAUCUCUGGUUUAGUUAGGAUCUCUUCGAGGGAUUCUGCGAAACGUUGGGACGCGAGAGAGGAGCGAAGGAGGAGAAGAAACGGAAGGAGACGGCGGGGAAGAGAGAGGGCGAAGCGUCACGCGGCACUUUUCAAUUAACGCGAUAAGGAGGACCCAGUGUCCUGCGCGACCACCGAUCGGCGGCAGGGAUCUCUUUGACGGCUGACCGAAACAAAAUGGCAUGUCCUUUCUCCAGAGAUUGCACCAACUCGAGGCACCUAGGCGGAAACCCGUCCAGACAAUCCUCGUUCGAGGUGACCGCGUCGACGACCCGCGAAGAAACCGAAUGUGCCAACAAGGAGACCAUCAACCUGCAGCACCUGAGGAGCGUCGUCCUCAUUCUGACCAAUCCACCGAAUUUGUGGAUUGCCACCGCUUUGGGAAACGUUCUGCGAGCGAACGAGGACCUGAUACCAUGUUCCGGGUUUCUAAACUCCGUGUUCCACGAAUGCAACGAGGAAACGGACCUGCUGAUGGAAAUUUACGACGCUGCGAAUUUCGAAUUCGACGUAGACAACUUUAGACUGUUCGAUGAGCUCGGCCAGCAAUUGAUCUACACCGCUUGCGAGGGUCUGAUCGAGCGAGCAUUCCGUUGCCUCGGGAACGAUCUGACAGCCUUCCUGACCACGCUCGACGGUGUAAACGACGUUGUACAACACCAGUCCGGAUCAGAAGUGGAGGCAGCGUUCGUAUGCAACACCACGCCGGAAGCUAUAGUGCUUGAUUUCACAACGCACCACCAGUCUCGCGCCUACUUGCUCAUUGGCAGCUUGAAGGGCAUCGCCAGAAAGUUUUAUAACGACAACGCGUCCGUGACCAUCAGCGGCAGCCGAUACAAGGAGGACGAAUAUAGGUUCCACAUCGUUCCCGAGCACUAUAACAAGCGCCCAACAGUCGAUUGGGAGCUCGACCAUGACAGCGUCGAGACAAGCGCGUCGUCUACUUUCCGUCCACACUCGACCAAGGCCACAGACUUUCCCAUGGGGGUCGCCAGCUUCUGCAAAGCGUUUCCAUGGCAUUUCGUCGUCGACCGGCAAUUGGAGCUGGUGCAGCUCGGGGUCGGAUUCAUGAAGAUUUUCGGGCAGCACCUGAACCGGCUUGGCCGAAAGAUAUCGACGUACUUCGCGCUCACACGGCCGCGCAGCGUUACCCUGUCGUUCCGCGAGAUAUUGAAGCGUGCGAACACACCUUUUGUCCUGACCCUGCAGAAACCGCAGGGCGUCGAUAAGUAUCCCGCGGAGGGCCUAGAGAUGAAGGGUCAGAUGGUUCAUUGUCCCGAAUCGGAUUCCAUCCUGUUCGUGAGCUCGCCGUUCCUGAACGGUCUGGAAGGACUGACUGGCCGAGGACUUUUUAUAUCCGAUAUUCCAUUAUACGAUGCCACGAGAGAGGUGAUUUUGGUGGGGGAACAAGCGAGAGCACAGGACGGUCUGAGACGGAGGAUGGACAAAUUGAAGAGCUCCAUAGAAGAAGCGAGCCUGCUCGUGUCCGCUGAAAGGGAGAAAAACGUCAGUUUGCUUCAUCUUAUAUUCCCUCCGGACAUAGCGAAACGCCUCUGGUUAGGUGAAACCAUAGAAGCGAAAAUAUACCAGGACGUGACCAUGCUGUUCAGCGACAUCGUCGGCUUCACGGAGAUUUGUUCAACGGCGACGCCAAUGAACGUCAUCAAUAUGCUUCAAAAUCUUUACGAGCAGUUCGAUUCGUUUUGCGGACAGCUGGACGUGUACAAGGUGGAGACGAUCGGAGAUGCUUACUGCGUUGCCUGCGGCCUUCAUCGCGACACCUUCAUACACGCGCAGCAAAUAGCUUGGAUGGCCCUGAAAAUGAUACAAGCCUGUUCGCAUCACAUGACCCACGAGGGCAAGCCGAUAAGGAUGCGGAUUGGCAUUCACACUGGAAUGGUGUUAGCGGGCGUUGUCGGGAAGAAAAUGCCCAGAUAUUGCCUGUUCGGGCACAAUGUUACCUUAGCGAAUAAAUUCGAAUCCCUGAGCGAACCUCUUCGCAUUCACGUCAGUCCAACGACUUACGAAUCGUUGAAGUAUCCCUCGUCAGGAUUCGAGCUGGAACCACGGAGUAAAGAGUUCUUGCCGAAGGAGUUUCCGACGGACGUCGAGUCGUCUUACUUCCUGAACGAUUACAAGCACAAGGACGCCGAUGUAAAUCUUCCGCUCGAUGUUCACAUUCAGAACGCUAUCCGAGAUUACGGUCUUGGCACCAGAGCCGAUUGAACUGCAAAUAAAAGAAAAGUAUUGAAAAUAGUAAUUUGAAAUACCUUUCAUUUAAAUAAGACAAUAUCUCGAGAUCUCUUUCGUUUCGCAGUUUAACAUAUACCGGAAUUGAAAAAUCUGUGUGUUACGUAUAUAUGAGUUCGAAUUAUUAAUUGAAAUAAUAUAUUUUGUAAGAUGUAUGUUAGAAAAACGCUUGUUCGAAAUGAUAUUUCUUUUUUUUCUUCGAAAUGUACCAGAAACGACUGUUUGAAAUAAAAACGUUUGGGUAUAAACGAGGAUAUCAUUAUUUCAAUUAAUAUUUCUCACGCUGCCAAAACUUUGCAACGGAUGGUCACCUGAAAUAUUAUUUUUUAAAGGUUACUAUAAAUAUAAAAGAAAGAAAAAGAGAGAAAAGAAGGAAGCGACUAAAUGCAUACAGCGCGCAGAGGAAACGGAUGUAAUUAUCUACAACAAUCAAAACGAGGCGUAUCUUCGAGGAACGAAGAUCGAUUUAAACGAUUCACUCAAUUUUCGUUUAAUAUAUGUUAAAAAAAAAAAGAAACGUAUUCGUUUAUUUCGGCUGUUCGCCUUUAGCAACGUACACAUUUCGAACAGAUGAUAAUAUACAUACAAUAAAAUACAUAUUUCAUAUA